Messenger RNA from Oikopleura dioica, 438 nucleotides. NCBI's taxonomy places the organism in Eukaryota, Metazoa, Chordata, Appendicularia, Copelata, Oikopleuridae. The record is from the annotation of a GenBank genome assembly.
AUGGGGACCCCAUAUUUUACAUUUUUCCAGCUGGAAAGCCUUUUUAUAUCCGACGAAAACGACUUGUUCCGACUAAGACUUGGAAGAUCCAAAGUUGAAUGUGGCUCUGCUCCGGACUCUUUGCGGGGAGAUUCUUACAGUUCAAAUUAUAACGCUCGAAACAUCGCAAAAACCAACCACGACGGCAUGUUCUUUUCGGCCUGGGACAGCGACAACGACUAUUUCUCCGGCAACUGCGCAGAAAUCGAAAAAUCUGGCUGGUGGUUCAAUCGCUGCUCAGCUGCAAAUCUCAACGCGCCGAUGUGGAACUCGAGCGAAAACGGCAUCUAUCCGCCGGACGGUGUCAACUGGCAGAGCUUCAGCGGGCUUCAGAACCAGAGCUUGAUCGAGACAGAAUUGUCGCUUCUUCCAACUGGCGCUCAUUUUUCUUUCUGUUAA